Daphnia carinata is the source of this 4361-nucleotide messenger RNA. RefSeq names its product irregular chiasm C-roughest protein-like. The record is from RefSeq and is a predicted model, not a curated record. Gene Ontology annotation, molecular function: cell adhesion molecule binding. Bases 896 to 3316 code for a protein of 806 amino acids. Lineage: Eukaryota; Metazoa; Arthropoda; Branchiopoda; Diplostraca; Daphniidae. The transcript is spliced from 13 exons. Gene Ontology annotation, biological process: cell-cell adhesion. Gene Ontology annotation, cellular component: cell-cell junction.
GCUCAGAAGCGAGCCGGCUGUCAGGCAUUGCGGUUCUCAGUUUCCUGCUGCUCCGUCUAGGGUUAUCUCUUGUUUCUAGAUUUCUUUCACUCGCUUGUUUGUCGAAAUUGCCCACUGUGCUAUAGUGACCACUUUUCUUGUGAUGAUCAGAAACUAAUGUGUGUGUGUGUGUUUGGCUAAUUUUUCUUGUACGAAAGAAACGAGUGCUGGACUCCCAUCAAACUUGGAUCGUGUCGAUGUGCUCGUGUGGAUCGACUGUUAUCGGGUCAACACAUUACCCGCAACACUCACACACCACUUCAAUUGGAUUUUCGUUUGUUUUGCAUCCACGUUUCACGGAAUACUAUUCGCAGUGUGUAUGUGUGUUGUUUCCAUCGGAUAAGACUUUCGUGUCAACGGUUAAUAAAUGAAAGCCAAACUCUUUGAAUAAUCCAUGUGACGUUUCGUUUGCAGAAUUUUUGGCUGUGUCGCAAAAGAAACACAACACAAAAAGAGCCAAAGCAUCAGGAACAUCUUUCUUUUCGGUGUGAUUGUUUUUUGCACACGUUUACAUCCCUCUUGUGAAACCAACAUCGUUUCCUCAAUUCGUUUUUGAUUAAAUCACGAACCUCUUGAGCUCGCCUUGUGGCCAUCUUCGAACAAGGUUCGGCUGGCACAUUUCCUGCAGCUCUGCCCGUCCGCGUUCCAAAUAGCUGAGCAUAAGCGCCAAACGAACAGCAUCUGCAGGUCAUUCGACAGAGGGACGAGCCCGGAAGUUGCGGGAUUCCUAUCAAGGAAUAGAGAAUAACAAUUGACCAAUCGGCCGUAAUAUCCUUAACCGACACCAUCGAGGUCCAACAGGAAAAGUGACGAGACUACGUGCAACAACCCGUUUUUUCGCUGUUCGUCGGCUGUCAUGAUCGAUUCCGUAAGCAUUACGUAUAGCAACCGAUUAGAGAUGAGCAGUCGCAACAUCGUCGAGACAUCCAGCAGCAUCAUGGGUCAUCACAAUCAACAGUUUAGACAACUGUCACCCUCUCCAACACAGACCAGAAGAUCAGAUUUACAUUGGCUUCGGUGGUCACUCGUGGUUUUAGCUUUCUUUUGCUGUGUGGGCGUAUCGAAUGGACAAAAUUCCGCCAACGGCCAACAAGUCCGGCAUGCACAGAGAUUCGAGCGCGAACCCGAAGACCAAACGGCCGUUGUGGGCGAAACGGUCGUUAUGGCUUGCCGCGUCCUCAACAAGGCCGGCGUGCUCCAGUGGACCAAGGACGAUUUCGGUCUGGGCAGCGACCGCAACCUUAGCGGAUUCGAGAGAUAUAGCAUGAUCGGCACCGAAGACGAAGGCACGUUCUCCUUGCAGAUUCGACCGGUGACGUUAGAGGAUGACGGCCGUUUCCAGUGUCAGGUUAGCCCAGGCCCUGAAGCGGCUUCAACGGCAAUCCGUUCACGCUACGCUACUCUGGCCGUUCACAUCCCUCCCGAACCUCCUCAGAUCGUGCAGGGAUCGCAUUUGAUCACGACGGAGGAUCGCGAAGUGGAAUUGGAAUGCCAAUCUCGUGCCGGCAAACCAGCAGCUGAGAUUAUCUGGCUGGACGGCGAAGGCAACUUGAUCACCAAUAACGUCGAAGUCUUCAAGGAAGUGCUGGCCGACGGGAAACGGACCAAUGUCAAAUCCGUUUUGAAAUUGUCGCCGAAAAUGCACUACCACAACAAGAACAUCACUUGCCAGGCCCAGAAUGCGGCCGAACGAUCGCCCAGGAGCGUUUCUCUUCUCAUGGAAGUCAAAUACGCUCCCAAAGUAACUGUCACAGUAGAGCAGGAACGGAUAACCGAGCUGGAAUCGGUCCGUUUGUCAUGCCACGCUGAUGCCAAUCCACCCAACGUGAUUUAUAAGUGGUACAUUAACGACGAGAUCGCACACGGUGACUAUUCAACCGAAUUGAUCAUCGCCAGCGCAAGCCGCCAGCUCAAUGACGCCGUCGUUAAAUGUGAAGUCACUAACGCCGUUGGCAAAGGCGAAGACAAUCAAACGCUUAGCGUUCACUACAGCCCCGAAAUCCGAAGCCGGCCCGCUAACGUAGAAGCCGAUAUCGGUGGUAACGUGACUCUGCGUUGUGACGUGAGUGGGAACCCGGAGCCUGAAAUCAGCUGGACUUUCGAGGGUUCGAGGCGUGUUCUAAGCAUCGGGCCAGCCUAUACUUUCUGGAUGAAUCACGACAUGGCCGGCAAAUACACUUGCACCGCCCGCGUGCCCGGAUUUCCCGAAGUGUCGGCGGACGCGCACGUUUUCUUGAAAGGUCCCCCAACUGUUAGGAGUAAACGGAUCCAAUUUGGUCUCGAAGGAGACACGGUACGCAUCGAGUGUGUAGCGUUCGCCAUCCCUCGGCCGUCUAAAAUAACAUGGACUCACCGGGGAUACGAAAUCGAUGCCGGUGAUCCUUAUGUAACGUUUAAUAACGAUCCGCUUCCCGAUGGUGUGCGCAGUACAUUAAUCAUCCGCGAAGCAAACGACAAGUACUUUGGCUCUUACAACUGUUCGGUAGCCAAUGAUUACGGCAUGGACGCAGCCGAAAUUAUUCUCCGAAAAGAAACUGGGAAUUUGCAAUUAUUGUUCAUCUCUGCCGGAGUCGUGGGUGGAAUCGUAUUGUUAAUCGCUUGCGUGAUGGUCAUCGUCGUAUGCCAAAGAAGAUCCAAUAAAAAAGUAGAAGAAGGAGACAAAGGCGACAGGACGUCGAAGCAGUCGGAUCAGACGUCCAACAACGAUUCCGACCUGAAGGUUGACAUCAGAACGGCGUCGUCGUUGAGUAAUCCGCCGGAAUCGGAGCAGUGGGAUGACAGCAGCGAGAGGAUUACUCCUAGGGCUGUCAUCACCAACGGCGAUGCCAUGUAUCGCUACGCCGGAGACUAUACUGACGCCAGUUUCCCCCCGCCCAAAGCCGAGGGUCACAACAACAACGGAUACGUGCCUUAUGUCGAUUACGGGAGAGACUACAAUCCUGCCUUCGCCGGUGUAUCGAAUAGUCAAGCCUCGCUCUACACCGCCAACCCUCACACGGUCAUACCGAUGACAGGCAUCGAUCCGCGCUUCUCGGCCGCUUACGGCAAUCCCUAUUUGAGAAGUUCAACAACGUCGCUACCGCCGCCGCAUUUGAACGGCGGACUCACAACGUACGGCUCGGUCAGGAACGGCCCCGCGCCUCAAGUCGGUCCAGCGCGGACGCCGCCACCUUCCGUCGCUGCCGUCUCCUCCGCAGCAGCCGUAUCUCCUCACUCUCAGUACAUUGUGUCAAACAAAGCCCAGCUCAAACCGGGUACUUUGGCAACCCACGUCUAACACAGAAAUUGCCCAUCAUAUUGUAAACAAAUUCUCCCUCCCCUUUUUUGCCCCAUGUCCUUUGUUUCAAACUGUUUUUCAUUCGCCCGUAAUCUUUAUAUAUAUAUCCCAACUAACCAGUUCGUUUGUCAUUGAAAACCUCGUUUGUUUUGUUUGAUUUUGGUCCUCUAUUUUUGCUGAUGAACCAUGUUGUGUGCCGUCGCCAGUCAGCCUCUUGUUUCCUCUUCGACGACUUCCAACGAUCUUGAUGAUGACGCGGAUGGCAGAGGCUACUCAAACCAGAAUUUUUGUUAAAAUAUAUCAUGUACUUUGCCGUGCGUGUCAGGGCGCGAACGUCUAUUCACUUUUCUUGGUCGAGAAAAGUUUACAAUGCGGGUCAAGGUGUCUAAACGCGGAAUGCCGAGGAGAAAAGACAAUGGCAAACGUUUUGAGCCGUUGGUUUUGUAACGACAGUCAAAACAAUUGUUGUCUAUGAGCUAUAAAGAGAAACUUGAAAUUAUUUUUCUUCCGAAUUUUGAGAUUGGUUUGUGACUUGGAAGAAUUAAAGCUCUUCGUGGUGUGUUCCGCAACGCGCUUGACACACACACACAACCAACACAACUUCCUUGCCACUAAUGUAAAUAAAUGAAAGAGGAAUUUCGGUCGCCUCUUUAUCUUGUGUUUUCGAUUCUCGACUCCCGAGGUUGUACAAAAAUCCUCAUACAAGUUUGUGCUGUAAAUAUUUUCCAUUGAAUUCAAGAUAAUGCUGCCCGUUCAUUUCGCCACCAUUUAUGACUAUUUAAUCAGCCCAAGAUGCCAAAGUUCCUGUGUUAGGUCGAUAAUCGAUCGAUCACAAACGGGCCAUGAUUCAAUGUUCUUCAUCAUAUACCGUAAAAAAAUUUAUAGCCACGGCGAGCAACUUUUUGUAUCAUGUGCUGCUGACUUUUCUGGCUCGAUUAUCGGAAGAAAAGAUUAUAAAAUGGUGGACACGAUUUUUGCAUGUAUGCAGACUGGCCGACUUCGUUCUUUGUAUGCAUUGAAUACACAAUGUGUUGACUUCUGAAAA